AUGUCAAAGACCUGGCUCAUCACUGGCUGCUCCUCCGGCUUUGGAAGUGAGAUGGUCCAGCAAGCCCUCGCUCGCGGCGAUACCGUCAUAGCUACCGCUCGCAACCCCGCCAAACUCUCCCAUCUUGCCGCCUUGGGAGCCACCACCUUAGCUCUGGACGUCACAGCCUCAGACGAAAUAAUCGAAGGCGUGAUUGCCUCUGCCAUCAAAAAGCACGGGCACAUCGACAUCCUCGUCAACAAUGCCGGCGCUGUCCUCGAAGGCGCCAUCGAGGAGACCUCAGACGAGGAAGCAAAGACUAGUUUCAGCGUCAAUUAUUUCGGUACGCUGGCUGUUAUGCGCGCCGUACUGCCGUACAUGCGUGAGCGCAAAAGCGGUGUCAUUGCGGCUAUGGGCUCGAUAGGAGGCUGGCAUGGUACCGUGGGUUGUGGUGUCUACUGCUCGGCCAAGGCUGCUUUGGUGCCUGUCUUUGAGGCGCUCCGUUCAGAGAUCAAGCAUCUCGGUAUCGAGGUGACGGUGAUCGAGCCUGGAUAUUUCCGCACCGAUCUGCUGGCUGCGGGGAAUAAAGUCGUGGCGAAGAAAGUCAUUGAUGAUCUGAAGCCUGCUAUGGAGCCGUUGAGAGAAGCGUUCAAGAACUACAAUCACAAUCAGCCCGGUAAUCCAGUUAAAGGGAGUGCAUUGAUUAUCGAGGCGCUAACGGGAACGGGAAGAUGUGAAGGGAAGAAGUUACCCCUUAGGCUGGGCUUGGGAAGUGAUUAUGUCAAGGGAGUUGAGGAAGUAAUGGAGAGGGAGAGGAACGAUCUUGCUGAGUGGAGAGAGUUGAGUCUGAGUACUGAUUUUUGAUAGUGCUGCGUUUUAUUAGUAGUUUGAAAUACG
Hyaloscypha bicolor E is the source of this 876-nucleotide messenger RNA. Its product is annotated as 3-oxoacyl-reductase. Gene Ontology annotation, molecular function: oxidoreductase activity. NCBI's taxonomy places the organism in Eukaryota, Fungi, Ascomycota, Leotiomycetes, Helotiales, Hyaloscyphaceae. The record is from RefSeq and is a predicted model, not a curated record. The transcript has a single exon. Bases 1 to 843 code for a protein of 280 amino acids.